GAGCUCCUCCAAUGCGUGCGCGCGCGCACGAGGGAGAGCGCGUGUAUGUGUGUGUGUGUGUGAAGCGUGUGUGCCGAGUGUGUGUGUGUGUGUGUGUGUGUGUGUGUGUGUGCGUGCCUGCCCACGCGCGUGUGUCUGCUCUGCUGUUGCUGCCCUUUGAUCCCUGCAUUAGUGUUAGUUAGGGGCUCGGAGACACACUUGCACCGAGAGCAGCCAUAGUCAAGACACGGCAACAACAACAGCGAGCGGCACCUCCUCCGCCCGUGUUCCCGUUCCCCCCCUGAACAAUACACUUUAAACCGAGCAAAGCCAGGUGCACGACCGAGUCCCUGCCAUCACUGGCGCCUCCAGUCUCAAUGGGAAAAAUCCUUUUUUCUCCUCAUCCCCAAACAAGGACGAGAAUGUGAUUAAAAGCGGGGGGAAAAUGCCAAGGAGGAAGCAGGAGCAGCCCAAGCGCCUGCCUUCACAUGUGGACGGCGAUGAAGAAGAGGGCCCCAAUGACGGUGCGGCGGAGGAGGAAGGCUGGUUUGGGAAUGCCUCCGACACGCGCUCCGACUCGUCAUCGUUUGGCGACACGCAGGACGAGCUCCUGCUGCACAGAGGCUCCUCUCCUGAGGAGCAGUCCGGGAUCGGUGGCGGCUCCGUGGAUCAUGACACCUGUGGAGGCGAGAGCUCACUGGGUUGCCCGGCACCCGUCCAUCGUGCCUCUUUGGAACUUCUUGGCCUGGAUGGAAGUACAUUCUCGGCCCAGGACACUCUUUCCUCUGUUGUGUCGUCGCUAUAUGGCGAGGCAGCAUCUCGAGCCCUGGGGAAACCACUCAGCAGCAACCUGCGGCGCCUCCUAGAGGCAGGCUCGCUCAAACUUGAUGGUGGAGAGGUCCUGGGUCGGUCAUCUAGGGGAAAUGCUGGCGGAGAGUCCCCUCCGAUCGCACUAGCUCCACCUUUGACCCUUUCUCCAUCUUCCCACCAUGCCCAGCAUUUAAGUGCUCUUGCUCGAAAACUGGCAAACAACAACAGUGGCUCAGCUUCACCAGCCUCCUUGGCACCCUCAGUCACCAACAUAAAGCAAGAGCCCCUUGACCCCUUUAACUCUGUCACCCCCACCAAUGGAAGCGGCUUUGUGUGGGCAGGCGUGGCCGACAAAUGGCCGCCGGCCUCCUGCUCUACGCCUUGCGGCUCCAGCUUGUCCCCAGAUUCUGCAAUCCAGAAGUUAAAAGCGGCAGCUAACGCCGUGCUUCAAGACAAGAAUGCCGUUGCUUCCUCCUCAACGACCUCUUCCUCAUCCACCUCAUCCGCAGUGCCCGCGCUGGGUGGGGGCGGUCGAGGAGAUGAUGUGGUGCGCUUUGAUACCUUCAACUCUCCGUUCAGCCCGCAGUCGGCGAGCUCCACCCUUGCCGCACUUUCCAAGAAAGUGAGUGAGAGGACCCAAGGCUCAUCGACAGCCAGCACAGUGUCGGACCACCAAACCUCGGCGAGCUCCUUCCUCUCGCUUGUGUCAAUUACCACCUCCUCUGCUGCCUUGCUCAAAGAGGUGGCAGCCAGAGCGGCAGGAAACCUACUGGCAGAGAAGAAGGACGGUUCCCCUUUGUCGACUGUAGGAGUCCUCCAAGAGGACGUGAAGCCCCUGCUGGACAAGAACCAGAAAGCACCGACGCCCACUACGCCGACGCAAAGCUUAGAGUUGUUGUUACCGUCUACGCCGAAGAGCAGAGGCAAACCAAACAACCAAGCAGGCUCUCCUGAGGAUGGCGGCAAACCUUUCCAAUGUCCUGUAUGUGGACUGGUCAUCAAACGCAAGAGCUACUGGAAGAGACACAUGGUCAUUCACACAGGCUUGAAAAGCCAUCAGUGUCCACUGUGUCCCUUCCGCUGUGCUCGCAAAGACAAUCUCAAGUCUCACAUGAAGGUACAUCAGCACCAGGAUCGAGGCGAGACAUUUCAGUGUGAACUUUGUCCCUUUACCUCCUCCCGACACUUCAGCCUGAAGCUUCACAUGCGCUGCCACCAGCACUUCCCUCGCACCGACGUCAAGGUGAAAGAAGAGCCCACCACCGACACGGAGGGCGAGGGAUCCCUGCUGGGCGACAGCGGCACCAAUGACCUGAGAGCGGCCGAGGCAUCGCCGCUGCAGGCCGAGGCCCAGCAGCAAACCUCCCCUCCGAACGAAGCAUCUUCUAAUCAUGUCCACGUCAAGGAGGAGCCUCAGGAGAGGGAUCUGUCAGUGCUCUCUCCGUUCAGCAUUUGCAGAGACCGACCUGGCAGCAGUACUAACUCCCUAGACCUACCUGGAGUUGGUAUCGGAGUUGGGAUGAGAUCCAGUCCAAGUGGUCCGACCACAGCUUCACUUUUUAGCCCUGACAUCACUACCAAAACGGCGACUGACCUGCUUAUGAAGCUUUCAGCCAACCAGAGGGAAUCACUGAAGUCUCCAUUCCACCUGAAAGAAGAGCCCAAAGUGGAGGAGGCACCGAGCCCGAGACCAUCCUCGCAGUGCCAGAGCCAGGUUCAGCCAAGCUUCCCUGGGUCGUUCUGCCAGGAUGGGUUGACGGGGGCGGCAGCGAUAGCCAUGGAGUCCCUGAAGCCGAGGGAAGGAAGCCCCAUGGCUAAAAACAGCCUGCUGAGCCAGGAUAUCAACGUUAAGGUGGCCUCUGAGCUGCUGAUCAAGCUGUCAGAGAACAGCAAAGAUGCCCAGUAUCAGAAGGUGAAGGUAAAGGCCGAGCCCAUGGAGGUGGACCCACCCCCUGCAGAACUUACCCCGCCUGCCUCCCACCUGCUGACCUUCAGCACUUUAGGGGCGAGUGAGAAGAACGAGCCAAUGAGCAACCUCCCAGAGACGUUGGCCUGCCCCCAGAAAGACCUCUUCUCCCAAGACAUAUCGGUCAAAAUGGCUUCAGAGCUGCUGUUUAAACUGUCAGAAAAAGUAAGCAAAGCCAACAACCACAAAGACAGUAACAUGGUGGGAAUAAAUAGUUCAUUCCUGGACGAGUGCUUCAGACAAUCACCCUUUAACUCGCGCUCCAAGAGCUCGUCCCCCGCAGAGGCCAGUUCCUCCAACAGGGUGCCGUUCCACGAUUCUGAGAAGGACGACGGCGAGCCAGGAAACGGCCUCGCCCAGUGGAAGCUACACGAGCAGCUCUUCCCCUGUCCCGUCUGCGGGAAAGUGUUCGGCAGGCAGCAGACCCUGUCCAGACAUCUGUCGCUCCACACAGAGGAGAGGAAAUACAAGUGUCACCUGUGUCCUUACGCAGCCAAGUGCAGAGCAAACCUCAAUCAGCACCUGACCAUCCACUCUGUGAAGCUGGUCCAAACGGACGCCGAGCAGAUCGUCAGCGCCGUCACCGCCGACUCCACAGAGCGCAAGAACUGCCCAUACUACUACAGCUGCCAUGUGUGCGGUUUCCAGACGGAGCUGAAUGCCCAGUUUGUCAGCCACAUGUCGCUUCAUGUGGACAAGGAGCAGUGGAUGUUCUCGCUCUGCUGCAGCGUCUGUGACUACGUCUGUAUGGAGGAGAGCGACAUGAAGAGCCACAUCAGCACCGGACACGCAGGUUUGAAUUCAAGAAGUCCCCUCAGCGAAACCAAGAGCACCUCAUCGUCUCUCUCGGCCCUUAGCGAUUCUCUCAACAGCUCGGAGGGCGGGGACGUUGCCCACGGCAACGAAGAACUGAAGAACCUGCUGGCGCCGCCCUCGUCGGCGGGCAGCCAGGCGAGCUGCGGAAGUCACUCGGGAUCAGGAACUGAGGACAAGUCGGACAAAGGCUUCGAGUGUGUUUUCUGCAACUUUGUGUGCAAGACGCGCAGCAUGUACGAACGGCACCUCCAGAUCCACCUGAUCACGCGGAUGUUUGAGUGCGACGUUUGCCACAAGUUCCUGAAGACGCCCGAGCAGCUGCUGGAGCACAAGAAGUGCCACACCGUCCCCUCCGGAGGGCUCAAGUGCCCUUUUUGCAUCUACUCCACCAACCGUCCAGCGGCCAUGGAGUGCCACCUGAAGACGCACUGUAAGGUGGAGUACCGCUGCCGCAUCUGCCAGGGUCUGUGGCCGGACCAGGCCUCGCUGGAGGCGCACAUGCGGGGGCAUCGCCUGGGCAACCACUACAAGUGCGAGCGGUGCGGCUACCUGUCCAAAACGGCCAACAAGCUCAUCGAGCACGUGCGCGUGCACACGGGCGAGCGGCCCUUCCACUGCGACCGCUGCUCGUACAGCUGCAAGCGCAAGGACAACCUCAACCUGCACAAGAAGCUGAAGCACGCGCCGCGCCAGACUUUCGGCUGCCGAGAGUGCCCCUUCACCACCACGCACCCCUUCGUCUUCAGCCGCCACCUCAAGAAACAUCAGAGCGGAGGCCCGGGGGGGUUGAAUGGAGGUGUAGGAGGGGGAGGCGAGGACGAGGAGGAGGAGAAGAGUGGCGGAAGCGGCGGCAGCAGCCCCCUCAUGAGCCUGACAGCGUCGCAGGCGCUGCAGUCCGUCGCGCUGUCGCUAACGCUGGGCCGGUCCCGCCAACCCGAAACGGCGAGCCACAGUAUCAGCAGCCCCUCUCUCUUCCCUCCCUCCUCUCGCCAUAUAUUGGAGCAGUACAGAAACGGCGAGCAGGCCCACCUGAUCCCCCUCACCACCCUUUACACAUUCCACUCGCACCUCCACUCAAGAUGGCGGCCGGCCACGUCUCCCCACGUCUUCGCCUCGCCCUCCCACUCCCACAAGCACUCCUUCCUGGCCUACCUGGGACUAAUGGAGAGGGCCAAGACUGUGUGACCUCACCCUCCUCCACCUCUUGACCACUGCAGCGGGAGCAACGUCUUUUCCAAUCAGACCAGCAGAAUAAGCUGGACCAGACAAACAUAUUAAAGGACGAAAAAUAAUAAUAAAAAAAAAACAUUUAUAAGAGAAAAACGCUGUACAUGCUAAAAUGCAUUUAUAUCAAAAAGCUGCUUUUCUUAUCAGUUCUAUCAAUUGAAUUAUUACUACUACAAGUACUACACUCUAUUACCUUUUUGUUUUCUGUUUGUAAGCAUCUGAAUGACCUGGACCCAGUCGCUUUAUCUGAUGAAACUUGCGGUUUUAUAGAUAUUUUUCUUUAGUCGUUUGACAAAAAAA
This is a messenger RNA of Xiphophorus hellerii (green swordtail), 5098 nucleotides long. RefSeq names its product zinc finger protein 827 (gene znf827). NCBI's taxonomy places the organism in Eukaryota, Metazoa, Chordata, Actinopteri, Cyprinodontiformes, Poeciliidae. Gene Ontology annotation, biological process: positive regulation of transcription by RNA polymerase II. The record is from RefSeq and is a predicted model, not a curated record. The transcript is spliced from 14 exons. Gene Ontology annotation, cellular component: nucleus. The coding region runs from base 425 to 4756 and encodes 1443 amino acids.